CGGAUUGGACGCCAGCAGAACUGGAGAGAUAGACGCUGCUGGGCGAAUCCCACAUAGGAUGCUACAGAACCGGAGUUCGCCGGACAGUUGUGAGCAGCUGGGCGUUGAACACUUACAACAUCUCCCAGCUGCUAUGUAUUAAAACAAACAGCAGUUUACCCGAUCUGAAACGAAAUCCAUCAAUGGCCUCCAGCGAGUUGCGUUGUGAAUGGAUUUUAGGAGGUGUUGCAAGCUUUAACAUUGAGAGCGGAUGCCUGAAUGAGAUGGUCUGAUAUUGAACCUGUGAUAUUGGACAUUCGGUUACGCCAUUGGAAGCACAACUUGAAAAGACGACCUGGAUCCCGGAAGAAAUGUUUUAUUCCCUUUGCCAGUGAAAUAGGGUAUGAUGCGUUGUCAAUGGCAACUUGAAGGGAUCAAUUUCACUUUCGUUCGGGGCAGGUUUAUGCCGGAAACAAACUGGAUUUUUUCAGCGGCUCACGGAGAUUCUGUUAAGCCUGCUAAAAGCAACUAAGAGACAACAGGUAGCGUGUGUUCAGUAUUACAAACUGCUUUUGCACAAAAGGGGUGACAUUUUAUUCAAGCAUCCUAACUGAAUUUGUACUGUCCUCUUUAACGCUGAUGCUUCUGUGAGAAUUAGUCUUCGUUUCAGGAACACAGGCCCCACAGACGGCUAUUCACCAUGGAGAACAUUUCAGACGUUGGGGCUCGGAAUAGAUCCUGUUACGGUUCGGCGGAGAUGUGUGAGUUUUACGAUGGGACAGACACUAACUUCACAGUCCCUGAACAGUACCCAGAUUUCUACAUAGUGCUUCCAGUGAUCUAUUCUGUGAUCUGUGCUGCCGGGCUCACAGGCAACACGGCGGUGAUUUAUGUCAUUCUCAAAGCUCCUAAUAUGAAGACAGUGACUAACAUGUUCAUUUUAAAUCUGGCGAUUGCAGAUGAUUUGUUCACCCUGGUGCUGCCCAUCAAUAUAGCGGAUCAUCUCCUAUACUACUGGCCCUUCGGAGAAAUCAUGUGCAAGCUCAUCCUUUCCAUUGACCACUACAAUAUUUUCUCCAGCAUUUAUUUCCUGACGGUUAUGAGUGUAGACCGCUACCUUGUGGUCCUGGCCACCGUGCGCUCCAAGAAGCUGCCGCAGCGCACUUACAGGGCGGCCAAGAUCAUCAGUCUCUGCGUCUGGCUUCUGGUCACCCUCAUCGUCUUGCCGUUCACCAUCUUCGCCGAAGUCUACACCGAUCCCAUGAACAGGAAGAGCUGCGUGCUGGUGUUCCCCAGACCAGAGCGGGCCUGGUUGAAAGCCAGCCGCAUCUACACUCUGAUCCUGGGCUUUGCCAUCCCGGUUUCCACCAUCUGUCUGCUCUACACCAUGAUGCUCUACAAGCUGAGGAACAUGCACCUGAACUCGAACGCCAAAGCCCUGGACAAAGCCAAGAAGAAGGUGACACUGAUGGUCUUCAUCGUGCUGGCCGUGUGCCUGUUCUGUUGGACUCCCUUUCACCUGACCACCAUUGUCUCUCUGACCACCGAUGUUCAAGAGACGCCUCUUGUGAUCGGUAUCGCCUACUUUAUCACCAGCUUAAGCUACGCCAAUUCCUGCUUAAACCCCUUUCUGUACGCCUUUCUGGACGACAGUUUCCAGAAGAGUUUUAAGAAAUUAUUGGAGUGCAGAGCAGCGUAGAAGGAAAAGGAAAAACAAAUGUUAGGCAGGGCUUUGACCAAAACCGGGGCUUGAUUUUAUCAAGUAUGAUUGUUUUAAUCGAAACGCGACAGUGCAGUGCUAACUACAAACUUCCCUGCCGCCACUUCUUGUUGCAGGCUGAUGCUAAAUGGUAACAUUUGUGAAAGGUCACUCCGGUAACAUUCACCAGCUUGGCAGUAAAUCCCCCACUAAGGGCACUGCAGCAGUGCGAACUUUAUUAUCUUGGCUGUCCUCGUGUUGACUGUGACCCGCCGGAAUGAUUCUACAUUAACUUGAAAUUUCGAUGUAUUUGUAGGACGAGCCCGUGAGGGUGAGAGUUAAAUUAACUGUUUUGUUUGGGUAGCCUGUAACGCCAGAUAUUGCCGUUAUGUAUGUGCAGAUUUAUGCAGAAAGGGUAGUAUUGUACAUUUCAAAGGGCCAUCGACGUCCUUCAUAUUUUGGGAGAUUGCAUGUUGAAUGCACUAAGUUCUGAGCCUUGCCUCCUGAACUUCUUUAUGAUCUAAACGUUGUUGCACUUUCUCUUCCCUAUUACUAUUCAUGUGUAUUGUCUAAAUGGGAUAAUGUGUAAACCUAUGGCUGCUAGCUGAUCUGCUGUUGUAUUUUUAUUGUUCUUACUCUCGAAUCAUUGCCAAUAAACCUUGCUAAAAAUUC
Molecule: messenger RNA, 2350 nt
Organism: Stegostoma tigrinum
Lineage: Eukaryota; Metazoa; Chordata; Chondrichthyes; Orectolobiformes; Stegostomatidae
Product: neuropeptides B/W receptor type 2
Exons: 2
Coding region: 680-1678 (332 amino acids)
Biological process (GO): neuropeptide signaling pathway
Cellular component (GO): membrane; neuron projection
Molecular function (GO): neuropeptide binding; neuropeptide receptor activity
Source: RefSeq, a predicted model, not a curated record